GACAUAUUCAGGGUGAUCCUGAGGACGUUUUGUGCUGUCUGGGAGAUCUUGUUGUAGGAUAAAAUUCUCUGUAAAAGGAGAGUAAAUAAAUGGAGUUGCGUACUCGCAUGUCAUAUUGAUGAUUUAGUAUUUAGUUCAUAAAGAACAUUGUUCGUGAUGCAAAUCUGGAAAGACUUCGCGCGCGCGCGCGCGUACAUUAAUAUUUCAAAUAUAUCCUGUAAAAGAUAUUCAGAAUAAAAAAGAGAUGAGAUUCAUACAUAUUUAACGAUGAAACGAAAGAAUUGAUCGAUUUACAUAAAAUAAUUUUUCAAAUUUACAUGUAGGGAUCGAAUCGAAAACUUUGAUCGCGCCGCGUUAAGCAUUCUGCAUUCCUACAUUAGGUUAGUAAUUACGUUCAAUAUAAUUAUUUUUAACAAAAGUUUUUGCAAUCUUUUAAAAAAAUUAUAAAUAAAAAUAGUAUUCUGUAUGGAAUUGCAAAUCAGAUUUACCAAAAGAAGCUUUUGAUGCAUUGAAAGUAAAGAAAAGAAAAGUCAAGGACCAAUUAUUUCUAAUCUUGUAAUAGAGAUGACAAUACAUCAAUAAAUGACUUAUGAUGAUAACAAGUACUACGAAUAUGUUAAUUUAAGUUAAUGAAGCAAAUAGCAACAUUCCAUUUUAUGCCAGAAAUGUUUUAGUUUCCUUAAAUGAAUAUUGGAAAAUACCUAUGGGUUAAUUUUCAAUACAUAUUUUGACUGCGAUAAAAAGAGUUAAGAAUUAGAAGUUUUAGAAUUAAUAUAUGAUGCAUACAUAUACAUACAUUCCUUAUUUCCGAUAUGAUAAUGCAAGCGUAAAUAUAUAUAUAUAUAUAUAGGUGUUAAUUUUUCAAGAUUAGUCUAUCUUUUGAGUCAUAUAUUAUACAUUCUGUAAUUAAAGGAAAAAAAUUUUACGUAUUAAAUUCUUACAUGAUAAAGUUAAUGCGAGAAACAUUUUAGGUGACAGAGAAAACCUCAUUCCUCAAUUUCUUUCACAAGGUCAGAGGCAAAGAAUUGACGAAAUCGACCUUGUAAAGCGUGACAACAACCUAGUUGUGACAGACGCUUUCACAAUAUACAUGCUGUAAAAUAAAGAUAAGAUCCGCUCACUGACUGCAGAGUGUUACCUUCGAAACGAUGUAAGCAUUAAAAUCACUAGUUUGAAUUGUUAAUGAAAUGAAGAAUAAUAAAAUAUUUUUCUCUCCUUCUCGCAUCAAAUAACAUAAAAUAAUAUAAAGUUCUUCAUUCUUAUUAAAACCGUUUAACUUUUUAUAAAGAACUUGUGAGACAAGUGUAAUUUCCCGCUUAGCCUUCUGAAGAAUUAAAAUCAAAAUACGUUAAGAGCAAGUAUCACAAAGAAAACGACUUAAUUAAAUUAAAUAUGCUUAAUAAAUUUUUCCAGAUUUGUUUUUCAGAUAUGUAAAGAAUGUAUAGAAUCAAAAAAUUUAAUUUUUAUAUUAAAUAUAAGAUAGAAAACAGUUAUUAAAUGUUUAAUCCAACAUUUUCUAAUCUGUUUAGCUCUGACAAAAUUUGUGACGUUUCUUUAAAAACAAAGAAAGGUACACAACCCCUUUUAUUAAACAUAUUCUCCGACGAAAAUCUCGGCAAAGUAUCAGAAACAUUCUUCAUCGUUUCCGAUUGACAGAGCUUAAAAAUUGCAUUUAUUCGCUACAUAACUUCACGAUCCGUCACUUUCCAUUCUCCGAGUGAUAGUCGGAUUCUCAAGGGUCGGGAAUGCACGAGGAUAUGCACACAUGGAGCGAGCAGACAUCGCGUUAUCGCGCAUCUCCUCGUGCAUCGCAGACGUGAUACGUAUAAAACGCCGAUGAGCAAAAUUUUUGGCUCUCUGUUACGCGCGCACCGUCACGAUGCCAUUGUCGACAUAUUGUCGACAACGAUGGAUUUUCAUCGCGAUAAUCUCUUUGAACUUUUGUUUCUCGUUGGUAAAUACGUUCGUCAAACCCGACGACAAUCCCGAUAUCACGCUCACAACACCCGAACUGGUGACAAAAUAUGGGUACUCUGUGGAGAUUCAUGAUAUCCUUACGGAGGAUGGCUAUGCUCUGCAAUUGCAUCGAAUACCGCGCGGCCGGGAUGAUAAAAAGGAAGUAAGAUCCAAGAUAAGAACGCCGAUACUUUUGAUGCAUGGUCUAGCAGGUAGUUCCGCCGAUUGGGUCCUUAUGGGACCUGAAAAGUCCUUAGCAUACAUAUUAGCCGAUGCGGGUUAUGAUGUAUGGCUUGGAAAUAACAGAGGAAACAUUUACUCGAGAAAUCACAUCUCGCUAUCGCCGACUGAUCGAGCUUUUUGGAAUUUUAGUUACCACGAACUUGGCAUUUACGAUCUUCCUGCAAUGAUCAAUUACAUUUUAUGUGCGACGAGAUACGAGAAAAUCUUCUACGUUGGUCAUUCGGAAGGUACCACUCAGUUCUGGGUAACAGCAUCGGAAAAACCCGAGUACAAUUCGAAGAUCAUUUUAAUGAUAGGCUUGGCACCCGCGGCUUUUAGCGGCAACAUUCGCGGACCGGUCAAGAAACUCGCCAAAUUAACUUAUCUCGGCGUGUGGGUCGGUGAAACUUUCGGCUAUCCAGAAUUUCGUUCGCGGUCUGCUUGGGGAAAAUUUGUGUCGAAUCUAUUCUGUCAGAGCAUGGCGUCCACACAAUUCAUCUGCAGUAAUAUUUUAUUUUUAGUCGCGGGAUUCAGCCGUGCGGAAUUAAAUACAGAAAAUCUGACAGUUAUCAUAGGUCAUGUUCCUGCUGGGGCUUCCUGGAAACAAUUCGUGCAUUAUGGUCAAGGAUACAUUAAUGCAGGGCGCUUUAGACAAUUUGAUUAUGGUGACAUCGACAAAAAUCUUAUAAUGUACAAUUCAACGACACCGCCGGAUUAUCAAUUGGAAAAAAUCACAGCGCCAAUAAUACUCUUCAGCAGCGAUAAUGAUUGGCUAGCAACUACAAAGGAUGUGGAACUCUUAUCUACCAAACUCAAUAGUAUUGUGCUACAUUACAAGAUUCCCAUGAAUACCACCUUUAAUCAUUACGAUUUCAUAUGGGGAAAGUCCUCCCUGCAAUUAGUAUCGCGACCUAUUCUACAAUUGCUAGACCAAUAUCAAUAAUGUGGUAUUCUUCCUAAACUAAAAAUCUUUUCUUAAUAAUAGAAAAUUACGAAGAUGCAACAAAAAUAAAUGUAUAGUGAAUCGGUUUAAUUUAUUGUUAUAUUAUUAGUGUUAUUAUAUAUCAGUAUAAGUUACGCGCGCGCGCGUUUUAUUUGCAUAUUAUAAUCUGUACUUGUGUCUCUAUAACUUUACUUCUCUGGACUUAACUUCAGAGCAAACAUACUAAUACAUACUAGUACAAAGUAACUUUGUUUAUAGAGUAUAUAGUAUUUUUCUUGCAUUAUAUAAUACCGUCGUUUUUCAUCUUUAUGUAUAUUUAUAUACAAAUUCCAUCAUAAUCAAUCUUGCGAUCACUGCACAUAAGAAACUACACACACAUCUGCGAUAAUUUCUCGCGAUCACAUAAAACCGCCACGAUAGAAUUAUAAACUUAACUUUCUAAUCGCACUUGAGCAGCAUCCAGAAAGAUUCUUAUCCGCUUCAAAAACUGUUCCGCUGAAAUACAGUAUGCCUAUCCUGGAAGAAAUAGACAAUAGUUUUGUCUCACGCGGCUGAUGCUUUAAGCAAUUGAUUUACUUCGCAUAUAUGGUAUUUUUUUUUACUAUAAUUAGAGUUAUAUAUAGCCUAUGCUAACUAUUACAUUUACUUGUUUAUUAUAUAUUAUUAAAAUCACUCAAAUAUGGAUGAGCCAGCUCGCAUAUUUCGGUAUCAAGUGCAACUCGAAAAAAUAAUUUUGGAUAAUUUAAAAAUAUUUUAAUAAAUGUAAAUAAAAUUCCAAGUAAUUAAAAAUAAAACCUUUUAAAACUCAAAAGUGUGUUGCAAUUUUAUGUCUUUUUUUUAUUUUACAUAGGUCUUACUUCUACAAGAAUUUAAAUCGAAAGUAAAAACAAAUCAGUUGCACUUGGAAAUAGCUCACAAAUUGCUGGCCACGUGUAUAAUAUAUAAUAAUAUACAUAUCGAAUUAUAUAUUAUGUGUAUGCAUGAUAUGUAUUAGUUCAUAUUAGAAUAGAUCAAAUGAGAAAUUGCCGAUCUAUAAUCACGUGAUUUGUAUGAAAAUUUGUAUGAAUUGUCUUCGAUCAUGGUGAAAUUUUAUUUAUCAUACAAAUGGAAAUAAAUAGAAUUUUUAUCAUGUUAUUAGUACAUAUCGCUACGACUGUAUCUUUGUAUGCCAGUAAAAAAUUAGCACAUAAAUCAUAAUCGAUACUUGAGCUCAUAUAUUGGCCACUUGAGAUUCAUCCAAGAUGAUAUCUGUCUUUGCGAUAAAAGUAAUAGCUUGAUUCUAAUUUAGUCCUUACAAAAUUCGAUGAUACGUAAAAUAUGAAUAACAUUUUAAUAUAAUUAUAAAAUGUAUCAAUAACCAAAUAACACAAGUUAUAUAAUAUAUAUCGUCAUCUGGUUUAGGUAUUAAAAAAUUGUGUUACUCUAUGAGGUAUAAGAAUAUCUCAAGAUGUAUUACAACAAUCAUAAUUUAUAACGAGAUAAUAUUACGAUAGAGAAAAACUUGCAACGACAAAAUUACAUACUAAUAGAUUUGAUAGAAUCAAUUCUAAUAUGUGCCUUUUCCCCUUGCCACCAUCACAUACGCGAUUAGACAAAAUUGAUAUAUUGGUGAUAAAAGAAUACACAUACAGAUAGACUGCGUAAAAAGAAAAAAGAUUUUAAAGUCUCUUUAGAUUUAACGCUGUUUCUAGAUAGAGCAUCCUCUACUUCGUUAACAAUUUUCUUAUAUGUAUAUAAUGCUCUUAAGUAAAGCAAAAACUUAUAAGUAGAUUAAAGAAGUGUAAAUUAUAUUGAUAUAAAUCCUUGUGAGUAUAUGAAAAGAUAAAAACAAAAAGAAUGAUAUAGAUAAUAAUGAUAUAAUAACGAUAUUCUAAUAUUAAAAAAAAAAAAAAAA
Messenger RNA from Formica exsecta, 5015 nucleotides. RefSeq names its product lipase 3-like. The transcript is spliced from 8 exons. Bases 1880 to 3121 code for a protein of 413 amino acids. Gene Ontology annotation, molecular function: hydrolase activity, acting on ester bonds. The record is from RefSeq and is a predicted model, not a curated record. Lineage: Eukaryota; Metazoa; Arthropoda; Insecta; Hymenoptera; Formicidae. Gene Ontology annotation, biological process: lipid metabolic process.